Adineta steineri is the source of this 873-nucleotide messenger RNA. Lineage: Eukaryota; Metazoa; Rotifera; Eurotatoria; Adinetida; Adinetidae. The record is from the annotation of a GenBank genome assembly.
AUGAGCAAUUCUCCAUCGUCAACACAUCUACUUGCUAAUAACGAUCAGAAAGAAUCUGAUAUUGUUCGAAAUAAUGCCAAUUAUUCAGCAACUGCAUCUAAUAUUAACUAUGAUAAUAAUUCAUCUCCUCUCAACAAUGUACAAAAUGUUGACAAAGGUAUGACUAGUACAUUAUUAUUAGCUGUUUUCGCAGCUGUUAGUGGCACUGCUUUUCAUUUCGGUUAUGCAUCUGGUGUUAUGAAUUCUCCACAAGAUUUUAUUCAACAAUUUAUUAAUGAAACAAAUCAUAGAAGAAAUAAUGAGACACAAAUCAGUGAUUCAACUGUGACAUUGAUCUUUUCAUUUGCUGUAUCUAUUUUUGCUCUUGGCGGUAUGUUAGGUGGUUUGUUCGGUGGUUUCGUUACUGAACGAUUAGGACGAAAAGGUGGAAUGUUUUAUAAUAACAUAGUGUCUUUUCUUGCUUGUAUAUUAAUGUUUAUGUCAAAACCUUUUUAUUCAUAUGAACUUUUAAUUAUUGGACGAUUUUUUCUUGGACUUGCUUGUGGUUAUGGUUCAUCCGUAGCUCCAACUUAUAUAAAUGAAGUAUCUCCUAUGAAUCUACGUGGUACAUUAGGAGCUUCAUUUCAAUUAGGAGUUGUUCUUCUACUUUUUGUUUCACAAGUAAUUAGUUUAAAACCAAUAUUGGGUUCUGAAACUACAUGGCAUUAUGCUUUAGGUUUACCAAUUGUACUUAGUGUUUUACAAGUAAUCUUACUUUGUUUUGUACCAGAAAGUCCAAAGUAUUUAUUAAUUAAAAAAAAUAAUUCAGUUGAAGCUGAAAAAGGUUCGUUUAUUUUUUUUUAUAAUAGAAGAAAAAUUACAGUGCUUGAUUAA